AUGCAGUCAGGCAUAGCAGCAUCCCAGGAGCUCACUUCCAAAUUCAACACUCUCUUAGCCGACAGCUCCCUCUUCGGACUCCUCGUAACCAUCUCCUCCGAAUCUCUCGUCCCCUUGACCACGCUCCCUCGUUCCUCUUCAUCCAGUUCCUUCGCCGAUGAUCUUAAGGAGAAACUCGCUCCCUACCUGAAACCCGAUGAAGCCCUAUACAUCCUUCUACGGCGACAUGCCGACGCCCCGUACUUGAUCGCUAUAACAUAUGUACCCGACUCCGCCAAAGUACGACAGAAGAUGCUGUUCGCAUCAACACGACUAACGCUUGUGCGGGAGUUGGGUUCCGAACACUUCCGCGAUACCAUCUUCGCAACCACGGCCGAGGAACUUAGCGCUGAGGGUUUUGAUCGCCACGACCGCCAUGUCGAGCUCGAGGCACCCCUUACUGAGGAGGAACGUACCCUCGGGGAAGUUAAGCGUGCCGAGGCCGAAGCAGGUACUGGCACGGGCAUUCGCGAGAUCCACCUUAGCAAGACGAUGAACAUGCCUGUUGCUACUGAUGCCCUUGUUGCCCUAAGCGCGCUAGGCCGCGAGGAGGGCAGUGGAUUGGUGAUGCUGAAAAUCAACCCUCAGACCGAAGUCGUAGAGCUGGUCUCCGACGACUCCACCCCCUCUACCAUUCCCGAGCUUGUAAAGGCCAUCUCAUCGAGCGAACCGCGCUUCACGUUCUUCCGAUAUAAAGCAACGCCGCCACAGGGAGGAGACCAGAAGAAUGUAGUUCUUUUCUUCUACACAUGUCCAGCUACGCCGGGCACCAAGGCUAUCAAGUUCCGCAUGAUGUACCCGCUUAUGAAGCGCGCGGUACUUGAGGUAGCUACAAAGGAGGCAGGACUCCAUAUAGAGAAGAAGUUUGAGGUUGAAGAGGUGGAUGAGAUCACGGAGCAGACCGUAAACUCGGAUUUGUUCCCCGAGGCGGAGACCAAGACAGCCUUCAGAAGACCGAAGAGACCUGGUAGGUGA
Hypoxylon trugodes is the source of this 1014-nucleotide messenger RNA. RefSeq names its product actin depolymerizing protein. The record is from RefSeq and is a predicted model, not a curated record. The transcript has 3 exons. Gene Ontology annotation, cellular component: actin filament; cytoplasm. Gene Ontology annotation, biological process: barbed-end actin filament capping; actin filament depolymerization. Gene Ontology annotation, molecular function: actin monomer binding; actin filament binding. The coding region runs from base 1 to 1014 and encodes 337 amino acids. Lineage: Eukaryota; Fungi; Ascomycota; Sordariomycetes; Xylariales; Hypoxylaceae.